Capsicum annuum is the source of this 4008-nucleotide messenger RNA. Its product is annotated as ubiquitin carboxyl-terminal hydrolase 2. Gene Ontology annotation, biological process: protein deubiquitination. The transcript has 3 exons. NCBI's taxonomy places the organism in Eukaryota, Viridiplantae, Streptophyta, Magnoliopsida, Solanales, Solanaceae. The record is from RefSeq and is a predicted model, not a curated record. Gene Ontology annotation, molecular function: cysteine-type deubiquitinase activity; zinc ion binding; cysteine-type endopeptidase activity. Gene Ontology annotation, cellular component: cytosol; nucleus. The coding region runs from base 496 to 3684 and encodes 1062 amino acids.
AGAACACCAGCAAGUGCACCCGAAAAACCCCGUUCUUCUUUUUCAUUUUCAUUUUUACAUAUAUUUUUUUUUUUUUUUUGGGACUUUCAAUUAAAAAGGACAAACAAGUUAUUCAAUUAAGUGAAAGUCCUUUAAAUCUUUUAAAUUAGGUGGGAGGGACAAAAUUUUUUUGAGCUUUUUUUUUAAUUUUUCCGUUCCAACAAUUUAUCCCAAUUGUAAAACAAUUUUGAUAGUUAUUUGACAACUGACUGUGCUAAAUUGUUCAAAUAAUUAAUCUAAUUGUCCAAUAACUAUCCCAAUAUUCCAUGCCUUAGUUUGUUUUUCCCACCGGUCCCCUCCCCUUUUUUUUAAUUGGAAACUUGGAAGGCCUUCGGGUUUCUAUAGCUACUCCUUCUAUAUGAUAAUAAUAAAAUACUAUAUAGUACUAAAUCUACACUCUCUUGAAAUCACUGUUCAAAAUCCCUUAGCUUUUUUCAUCCAUAAUUUCAGGGGAUAAUGGUGAAAAAGGCUAAGAGAAAGGCCAGAGCUGCCGCGAAGGAGAAGCAGAAUCCUGUGGCAUCUCCAAAUCCUAUUGAUCAACAACACACUCAAAAAGUCAAUGCACCUGAGGAUGGAGUUAUAGCUGUGAAUGAGAAAAAGAUAUGCCCCCAUAUUGAUAAGGGUAUUGAUGUGGAGAAAGUCUCUACUAAACUUCGCUCUUCAGGACCUGUUAAAUGUGAAGAUUGCAGGGAAGGAGCAGUUAAUCGACGGGCUGGUAAAGGAAAAGGUAAACAUGGAAAAAAGAAGGGAGGUGGAGAAUCAACGUCAGCAUCUAAAGCCAUUUGGGUCUGUCUAGAGUGUGCUCAUUUUUCGUGCGGAGGUGUUGGAUUUCCCACUACUCCUCAGAGCCAUGCAGUUCGGCAUGCAAGACAAUACCACCACCAUUUGGUUGUACAAUUUGAAAACCCUCAGUUGCGAUGGUGUUUCCCAUGUGAUAGACUAAUUCCUGCUGAAAAGGUAGAGGAUGGCACUGAACACAAAGAUGUAUUACAGGACAUUAUCAAGAUUAUUAAAGGGCGGCCAUCUGAAGGGCCUAGUGUUGAUGUUGAGGAUGUUUGGUUUGGGAAGGGGAGUAGCACGAGCGGGAUCAAUUCAGCAGCUAGUCUUGACAUUGGUGCUUACAGAAAAGGUGGUUAUAUUGUUAGGGGAUUGUUUAAUUUAGGUAACACAUGUUUUUUCAAUUCAAUAAUUCAAAACCUACUAGCACUGAACAGAUUACGGGAUUACUUUCUUGAACUGGACGAAUGUGAUGGUCCUUUUGCUGCUGCUUUUAGAAAGCUCUUUGCUGAGACGAGUAUCGGAGAUGCCUCACGAAAUGCUAUAAAUCCAAAAUCCUUUUUUGUUUCUCUCUGUGCGAAGGCUCCACAGUUUAGGGGAUAUCAACAACACGACAGUCACGAGUUGCUUCAUUGUUUGCUUGAUGGUUUGUCUACCGAGGAAUUGACUGCAAGAAAGAAACUCAAGACUAGUCAGGAUGACGGCAAGUCUCCUACUUAUGUUGAUGCCAUCUUUGGGGGUCGUCUCUCCAGUACUGUUACUUGUCUGGAGUGUGGACACUCUUCAUUAGUCUAUGAGCCAUUCUUGGAUCUCUCAUUACCGGUUCCCACUAAGAAGACUCCAUCUAAAAAAGCUCAACCAGUUUCCCGACCGAAGAAAUUAAAACAUGCUCCAAAGAAAAGUGGAAGAGGGCGCCCCAAAAUUAGCAGAGAUGCAGCUUCUCCUAAUCUUCAAAGUGCUCAAGAUAGCGGUAGCAAGUCGUUUUGUCAGGUGCAGCCUAGUGGGCCCAUCACUGAAGGAACAGAAGUUCCUUCUGAUUGUGCAUUGCAAGAUUCUCUUGAUGCUAGUUAUGUGGCUGAUAAUAUGGGUUUGUCUUCACAUAAUUUUGAUUCCUCUUUGAAGUCUAGUAAUGAGAAAAAUGUCAACAGGGUUACUGGAGAGCUGACUUCAGAGGACAACUUCACAUGGUUGGAUUAUCUUGAUCAAGAUAUCCUGCCUAAUGAUAAUGACAUGGCUUCUCAAAUAACGUCUCAUGAUCUGUAUUCCUCUCAGAAGUCGAAUAAUGAACAAAAUGACGAUGUUGUUACUGGACGGUCAACUUCAAUGGACUAUAUUACAUGUUCGGAGUAUCUUGAUCAAGAUAUUAUGCCUAAGAGUGAUGAUGUUGCAUCACAAAAUGAUAUUCGGUCUAAUCAGGGUUGUGCAACUGAAAAUGUUGUUCAACCUAAUAAUGUCGCCUUGCAAAAUGAUCUGAUUGCUCCUAGCGACAGUAAAUUGACAUGUGGUGAGGAAGCUUGUUCUCCAGGUAAUUUAAUGUGCUUGGAUGAUCAAGGACGAUCUAAGUCAGCAGACUGCAAUAUAGCUUCUCAACUUGGUAAAGACCGGGAUGCUAGAGAAGUCGAGCAUAACUCAGCAUCAAGCAGCCAGUUCCGCUCGGUGGAUUCAAAUCUCGAUUCAUCAUUAAGGCUUGAGGAAGUUGAAGCCCCAUUACAGGUAAAAGAUUCAGAAAUUCUGUUGCUUCCAUAUAAAGAAGAAACCUCAACUACCAGUGAAGUACUAAAAGGAGAAGAUGUGGUGUACCCAGAUGCUGCUGGCUGUGAACAAGAUACUUUGGACUUUGAUGGUUUUGGUGGCCUGUUUAAUGAACCUGAGCCGGUAGCAGGGCCAGCUGAAAAACCUUUACCAAAUGGAUACGGAGAAGCUAGUUCUGUUGUUGGAAACAGCACAGAGUCUGAUCCAGAUGAGAUUGAUAAUACGGAUGCUCCAGUGUCGGUGGAGAGUUGUUUGGCUUGUUUCACAAAGCCUGAGCUUCUAUCUAAAACAGAACAUGCUUGGCAAUGUGAAAACUGUGCAAAACUUCUACGAGAAGAGAGAAUGCGAUUGAAGAAUAAAUUGCCGAAACCUGGAUCAGGGGAUCUGGGGAAUGCGCCCGGGGACAGUGAUCCAAGGGAUAUUGAUGUGAGAGCCACUAAUGGAAGUGUCGGGAAAGGUUUGUCAGAUGCUUUUGAUGACAGAUUGGUGUAUCAAAAUGGAACAAAUGGUAACUUGAACUGCACACCAGAAACCAGCCACAGAUCUGACCAAGAUCUAGUCCCUCGCCCAUCAGAAGAUGGGGUUCAUUCCAGUCAGGAUGAAGCUUGUAGUCUAGUAAAUUGUGACAAUCAGAACAAUGGAGUUCAGUUGGAUGAACGUGCUGCUAAUUAUGAAUCUGGAGAAAGUGAGAUCGAGACAGACUCUAAAGGCGUCAAAGUGGAAAGAGAUGCAACUAAAAGGAUACUCAUUGAUAAAACCCCUCCUAUUUUGACAAUUCAUCUAAAGAGGUUCAGCCAAGAUUCUCGUGGACGCUUAAGUAAGCUGAGUGGCCAUGUGAAUUUCAGAGAUACUAUUGAUAUCACAACCUUUGUUGAUCCCAGGUGCCUGAAGAAGGAGGUUUACAAAUACCGACUUGUGGGUGUCGUGGAACAUUCAGGUACUAUGAGAGGAGGUCACUAUGUUGCAUACGUUAGAGGAGGCCCAAAGAUCGCUGGCAAAGACAAGGACGCGGAAGAUUAUGUGUGGUAUUAUUCCAGUGAUGCCUACGUACGAGAGGUCUCAUUGGAAGAAGUUCUUCGCAGUGAAGCCUAUAUUUUGUUCUACGAAGAAAUUUGAAAUACCAAUAUCUUUGCAAUUCUUUAAACAUCAAGAUGUUCGCGUGGGGUUGUGCCGAUCACCCUACAUGUUCGCGUGUGAGAAACACAUACGUAUACACACAACCCGGAAGGGGUUUUCGGGAGGCGGUUGGAAGGAAAAAUGUGAGUUGUAGUACUACAAUCAUAGAGUAUUAACACCCAUUUUUUGUUAUUUCAAGUUUCAUUGUGCCAUCACUUAAAGAUGUACAUGUUGGGAAAUGCAUGUUGAGGAAGGGUGUAAUUCUUUCAAAGUUUGAUAGAUACAAAUGAUAUACACUCUCAAAGAAUGGGAUAUUUUCAAGAA